AUGCCGAACAAGAGGGCUGCCCGGAACGCCUACUUCUUCUUCGCUCUAGACAUGAUCCCGGAGCUGAGGCGGCGGGGCCUGCAGGUGUCUGGGGUGCGGGACGCCAUCUCGCUGGUCUCCGGGGACUGGGCGUUGUUGUCAGUUGAACAAAAAGAAAAGUAUGCUGAGAAAGCAAAGAUGUGGAAGAGACUGGAUGCAGAUUCCCCCGGCCCUGAGAGAGCUUCUGGAAGUGGCGACCAGGGAAAGGAGAAAGGCAGAUUCGGAGACGACUGGGCGCGACAGAAGAUAGAAGAGUUUAGACAUCAAUCAAGAUAUCAAGAGAGGUUGUUAAAGAAAGCGGAGGAUUUGGAGAACAAAGUGAUCUUAGUCAUGAAUAUUUUCAGCCACGGGGAGAUGCCCAGUUUAUGCGAGCAGAGGUUUGUUCCCUGUGAGAUUGGCUGCGUGCGCUACUCACUGAAAGAGGGAAUUUUGGAUUCAUUCCAUGAUUUCAUUGAUCCAGGAGAGCUGCCUCUUGGUUUCCGCUAUCAUUGUCAGGCUGGAAGUGACUCUACACAUCAGAUUCCGGUGUCUGGAUUUAAACUUGCAAACAGGGACUAUCACAACCUAUACCGUGCGCUCUGUUAUUUUGUUUGCCCAGUACCUUCUAUAUGUGUACAAGUUUAUUGCAGGAACAAUGACAUAUACAGAGUGAAAUGGUGUCUUCAGUGGCUUGCUUAUAAAGGUGGAAUGGACAAUCGUUUUGAGUUGUUGGAUAUAGAGAGUUUAAUACUGAAAUACUAUAGAGACAAACUCGGUGAAGAGCCUUCCAAACCCACUGUUAUUCGGCUGCUGGAUAGCGUUCAUUGGGAUUACGCCGACAACACCAGGUGCAAAUGGCAUGAGGAGAAUGACAUGUGGUACUGUGCUCUUGCCAGCUGCAAGAAAGUUACCUACUGUAUCAGCAAAUCCCUGGCCUCCGUUUAUGGUGUGACACUUACAUCAGCCCACUUGCCCAGCCUAAUGCCACAAGAGAAGCCGUCAUCCAAUGAUAACAAAACCAUCAUCCUCGAUGCCAGAAGAUAUCAGGCAAGACAGUUUUACUGA
Molecule: messenger RNA, 1083 nt
Organism: Nanorana parkeri
Lineage: Eukaryota; Metazoa; Chordata; Amphibia; Anura; Dicroglossidae
Gene: MAEL
Product: maelstrom spermatogenic transposon silencer
Exons: 11
Coding region: 1-1083 (360 amino acids)
Biological process (GO): spermatogenesis; negative regulation of DNA-templated transcription; male meiotic nuclear division
Cellular component (GO): P granule; nucleus
Molecular function (GO): sequence-specific DNA binding
Source: RefSeq, a predicted model, not a curated record